UUUUAGAUGUAAAAAAUAAUGAUUUGAAUUAGAAUAUAAAUUGGCUGUGAUGAUGUAUAUAUCUUUAAUUCUUGUUGUCAUCAAUGUUCUUUUAUCAGUGGCAGCCCUUGAUGCACCUUCACAGUUCAAAAAUGAAGAACAGCAUCAGACAAGCCUCACAUUUACUUGGAAACCUCCAUAUAAAGGAGGCCUUAAAAACAAAACUUCAUUUAGCAUUGAUAACAAUACCUUAUUAAGUAUUGACAAUACCUUGUUAAGUAUUGACAAGUAUUACAUUGAGUGUGCAAGAAGAAAUGACAGAGAAAUUGUGGUGGCAGAGUUUUCGGGAAGUACAACAAGAGGAACAGUUGAUGGACUAGCUGUAUAUAGUAUCUACUCUUGCAAGAUUCAAGCUACAUUAGGAGGGUCCUGGAGUAGGGUCAUCCAUUACUCAAAGAACAUUAAAAGGAGGCUAGACAUGGCAAAAAAUAAUUUAAACACAAUCAGACAAUCUAUAGCUCCAUGCAUGCAACCACUCGGAAUGGAAAAUAGUAUCAUACCUGAUAACAGAUUAACUUUGUCUAAUUUUUCUUUCAUUGGUAUGAAAAUUUCUAAUGCUCGAUUAAACAGUCCAUCCAUGUGGUGCAGUAGAUAUGCUUACGUACAAAUUGAUUUGGGAAGAAUUAUGACAAUUACUGGUCUUGUGAUACAAGGUGAUACGCAAGGGGUGGCAAAUGUGAACAUCAAGUAUGGUAUAACAGAUCCAAAUGAUUACCACAUGUUAAUAAGUUAUCAAAAGUAA
This is a messenger RNA of Hydractinia symbiolongicarpus, 781 nucleotides long. RefSeq lists its product as uncharacterized. NCBI's taxonomy places the organism in Eukaryota, Metazoa, Cnidaria, Hydrozoa, Anthoathecata, Hydractiniidae. Bases 50 to 781 code for a protein of 243 amino acids. The record is from RefSeq and is a predicted model, not a curated record. The transcript is spliced from 5 exons. Gene Ontology annotation, molecular function: protein binding.